UCGAGCAACUAUCAAAAUGGAAUCCAAGUCUAAACUGGAGAGUAGUUUAAAAGUGAAACCCUAUCCAGUGGAUCUACCUGUGCGGCAUUAUGGCGAGUUGAGCACAGGACUUGACGAAUACCUGUCCCGUGUCAAGUCAGAUGGUGCUGUCCCUCUCACCCUUCCACACGGAGAGAAAGUGGAAGUAACUUGUGAGAACAUUGGUCGACUUGCGUUUCUGAGAGAUGGGGAUUUAUCACAUUACAUUCUUGCUCUCCACACACCUGAGGAUGAAACCAAAGGCAAAUGGUGGCCCGUUGGUGAUGUUUUGAAGACUUCAAACAAAUCAAGACGUGGACUUUUGUUAGUGGAAUCAGUGAUGGAGAGAGUUGUGCUCUUUCUGCUCAGUCAAGUUAUUUUUGGAAUUCUGGAAAGGUCUCUUGAAGAAGACCUAUAUUUUUCGGCCUAUUCCUUGCGGGAACAUGGCAAAAUUCUCUGGCAAAAUGGAGAAGCAGUAGGGUUUUACACCAUCAAAAAAAAGGGCAGCCUGUGUGACAGCUGCACUGGCCAGAGUUAUCAG
Messenger RNA from Sinocyclocheilus grahami, 559 nucleotides. Its product is annotated as protein FAM169B. NCBI's taxonomy places the organism in Eukaryota, Metazoa, Chordata, Actinopteri, Cypriniformes, Cyprinidae. The transcript has 6 exons. The record is from RefSeq and is a predicted model, not a curated record. The annotation marks the transcript as partial.